UGUAGUACGGUGCGGUUCGCCUGUAAGUUGUGCUGAAUGUGGUGGGAAAUGGAUGGUGAAAACCAAAAGAUUAGCGAGCAGGCGCUCAAUACGGCGGAUAUUUACAAGGGGCUUUCCCUGCCGAAACGUAUCGAUAGUCCUUAUCAAUUCACGGGAUAUGGGUCGCAACAGGAUGGACGGAACCCCAUAUAUCGUACCUCGAAUGCUGACUACGGCUACUAUCCACCAUGUCCACAUACCGUACCGCACAAAUACUUUCCAAAAUCCCACAAAUUCACCGGCCAUCUCUACCAGUGCGGCAUGUUUCGAAACUACUCGCUUAAUACCGCCGUGGAUCGUCCGUAUUGCAAAUUUAACGAAUAAUUUGUAUCGGUAUUUGCUGAAGUUAAAAACAUUUUGCUUAUAUCACUUUUGGUAAUAUCUGCCAGU
Molecule: messenger RNA, 429 nt
Organism: Anopheles moucheti
Lineage: Eukaryota; Metazoa; Arthropoda; Insecta; Diptera; Culicidae
Product: piercer of microtubule wall 1 protein
Exons: 3
Coding region: 37-363 (108 amino acids)
Biological process (GO): axoneme assembly
Cellular component (GO): axonemal microtubule
Source: RefSeq, a predicted model, not a curated record